UUGAAAAAGAAGAUGAAUAUGAAGACGGGCUCAUCAGGCUCUCUCUUAGCUCUCCUCUGCCUAGCUCUACUUCAAUUUUGCCCACACCAGGGUUUGGCUGAUCCUACGGAUGGGUUCAUCUCUCUUCCUCUCAAAAGCUCAAGCUUCGAAAUUCAGAGGCCUUACAACUUGCCUGUAAGCGACCGAUAUAGCUUCACAAAUGGUGUCCACAAGCUCUGGGUCUUGUCCACAGACAAGCCUCACAACCCCAACAGCAAGACCGCUCCUCGCACUGAGAUUCGCAUACGUGGAUAUGAUUAUUCUUCGGGGGUCUGGCAAUUUGAAGGGUAUGGAUAUGUGCCAAAGGGGACAACAGGUGUGAGCAUCAUGCAGAUCUUUGGUGGCAGCAACCAGGCUACGACCAUGAUGAUGAAGGUGUAUGAUGGUUCUCUCAGGUAUUACAGCAAGACGGUCCUCGUCCCUGGCAUCCAUGAUCGAUGGUUCCGCCUAAAUGUCAUUCACGACGUUGGUGCCAAAAAAGUUAGAAUUUUCGUUGAUGGGGUUCAAAAAUUAGUGGAGGAUGAUCAUGGAGGAGAAUCUCAUUAUUUCAAAUUUGGUGUUUAUGCUCAGGAUGGCUCCUCCUCCUACAUGGAGUCUCGUUGGAAGGAUAUCAAGGUCCUGAAAAAAACGUGAUUAUAACAUGGAUGCUUUUUACAUUAUAUAUGUAUUAUGGUGUGCUCAAAAUUUUAAGUUUGGUUUAUCUUGUUUUAGCCUAUUGUAGUGAAAUAAAUCUUGUUCUGUAACGUACAAGGGGUUUAUAGGAAUUAGAGCUAAUCUUCACCCUU
This is a messenger RNA of Magnolia sinica, 824 nucleotides long. RefSeq names its product citrate-binding protein-like. The transcript is spliced from 2 exons. NCBI's taxonomy places the organism in Eukaryota, Viridiplantae, Streptophyta, Magnoliopsida, Magnoliales, Magnoliaceae. The record is from RefSeq and is a predicted model, not a curated record. Bases 13 to 672 code for a protein of 219 amino acids.